Schistosoma spindalis is the source of this 5898-nucleotide messenger RNA. Lineage: Eukaryota; Metazoa; Platyhelminthes; Trematoda; Strigeidida; Schistosomatidae. The record is from the annotation of a GenBank genome assembly.
AAUUUUUCAACACAUUUCAUCCCUUAACGUGGACAUGUUUUUAUUUGCGAACAGACAGCAACCAGUUUAAUUAUACUUUCAUAAAGUUUCACUUAACUUGGAUGGAUGAUACUUUUCAUACUAUAGAUUCGGUUAAUCCUGAAUUUCUAUGUUCAGAAGUGUGCAUAAAAACACUCGAAGAUACAUCUUCUGAUGAGGAAAAUACACCAAAAGAUGAGGAAGGGUCAGAAUUCAGGGGUGCUUUUGAUAUCUGUCAACCUGUUCUUAGACUAGUCGAUGAAGAAAACCUACUCGUUCUCCCUCCCGAAGAUCAAGAAGAGAAAAGUGAUGUUGUAAAGCCAUCAACCGUGUUAAAUAAACCGGAAACUCCACAUAAAUCAUCAGAAACAGCUGAAGGUCAAGUUUGCAGGAAAAAAAGGAAAAAGAAACAUCUCAUUGUCAACCUUUCAAAUUGUAAAUAUGAAUCAGUACGCAGGGUUCUAAAACGAUUUGGCUUCCGAGAAACCGAAGAUGACGAAGACUGGUGUCUCUAUUGGACCGAUUAUUCAGUUACUAUUGAUAAGGUUUUGGUUAUGAAACAGUGGCAGAAAAUAAAUCAUUUUCCAGGAAUGUCUGAAAUUUGUCGGAAAGAUAGUUUAGCACGUAAUCUAAAUAGAAUGAUCAAAUUAUUUCCUAAAGACUAUAAUAUAUUUCCAAAAACUUGGUGCCUUCCAUCAGAUUGGAAUGAUAUUCAAAAUUAUGCUAAGAAGCAUAAAAGUAAAACAUUUAUUAUAAAACCAGAUAAUGGAUGUCAAGGUCGUGGUAUUUACAUCACUAAAAAUGCUAAAGAUAUUCGACCAGUGGAAAAUAUGAUUUGCCAAGUGUACAUAUCUAAGCCUUUUCUUAUCGAUGGAUAUAAAUUCGACUUGCGAAUUUAUGUUCUACUUACUUCAUGUGACCCACUACGUUUAUUUGUAUUUAAAGAUGGCCUAGUACGUUUUACUACAUGUUCAUAUAUUGAACCAAAUCAACGUAAUAUACAUGACAUGUAUAUGCAUUUAACAAAUUAUGCUGUACAAAAACAUAGCGAAGGCUAUAUCAGAGAUAAUGAAGAAGGAGGAACAAAACGCCGAAUUACAACGCUUAAUCGUUGGUUUAAAGAUAAUGGCUAUGAUGUGAAGAAGAUUUGGGAAGACAUAGAUGAUGUGAUCAUUAAAACAUUAUUAUCUGGUUAUGCUAUAAUUAGACAUAAUUAUCGAACUUGCUUUCCAAAUCAUAUUCAAACAUCAGCAUGUUUUGAAAUUCUUGGCUUUGACGUAAUAUUCAACCACAGAUUAAAGCCAUAUGUUCUUGAAGUAAAUCAUUCACCAAGUUUUACUACAGACAGUAAAUUAGAUAAAGAAAUUAAAGAAGCUAUGCUAUGGGAUACUGUACAACUUGCACAUUUCAAUGCAGUUAAUAAAAAGAAAUGUUGUGAUGAAGAAAGGAAACGCAUUCGAAAUCGUUUAUUACAUAAAAAUAUUGAUAAAGAUCAUAAAUGUUCACUCGAACGUGAUAUUGAAAAAUAUCAAGCACUAAGUGAAAAAUAUGAGAAUAGCCAUAUGGGUAAUUUUCGUCUGAUUUAUCCAUCAAGCGAUCUGCAAAAAUAUUCACAAUUUCUCAAUCCGACCGCAACAUUUUAUCAGGAAACAGUUACUUACAAAGUAAGAAGUGAAUGUGCAAGACAACUUAGAGAAGAAAUAAGACUUAAACAAGAAAAAUUAGAUUUAAUUGCAAACAAACAUAAGCAAAGUCAAUCUGAAAGUCCAGCUCCCAAAAGAUUAAGAAUCAAAAUAAACACUGGAUUAUUAUCUCAGCAAUUAAUAAAGUCAGUUAACAAUGAUGAAAUGAUCAAUAAUUCUAAUCAAUUAAUACCCAUAAAUAAAAUGGAUUUUAAUGUUAAUUACAAACAAAAUAAUCAGGAGGAACAAAGAAAACCUGAUAAAUGUUUAGAAGUCUCUACAGAAGGAAAACAAGAAAAGGAUUGUAAUGAUAACCACUCUGACAAUCAGGCAUUAAUUAAGUCUACGUUAAGCAAUGUCAAACUUUGUGUAAAUACUAAAUUGCCACAACCUAUACUUGAUAAUGAAGAAGAUGAACGUAGAAAUGAAUUAAAAAAACGAGAGGAUCAAAUGCAUAAAAUAGGUUUAAUUUCAAUGCUUUAUGAAUUAUUUGCACAUUCACAUUCUUUAAAAUACAAGGACAAAAAAGAAUUUAACGAAUUAUAUUUGGAUAAUAAUACUAAUACAGAACAAAACUGUACAGUACAUCGACAAGUACAACAUCAAACAGAUAAAAAGGAAAGAGAAUUGAAUGUUCUAAAACCAACAGCUUCAUGGAAAAAUCAUACACAGUUAUCAGGAAGACAAAAGUACUGGAUUAAGAAUCAAGAACAUGGAAAUUCUACCAAAGUAAAUUUUAGCUCAGUUUCUUAGUGCAUACGAUUUUAUUUAUGUUAAGUUUUAAAAAGAAAUUUGAUUCGUUGUAUUGUUUAUUUAAUGGUUAUUUCUAAAUUUUACCCUGCAUCUCUUGGAAUUCAACGUUAUUAAAUCAGGUGUUUUAAUUAUUAUUGUAGUCGUGUACCUCUAUUGCUGGGUUUCUGGACUGGAAAGGAUCUAACAGUUUUGUAUUACAAUAUUCCUUGCAAUUUAUACUCCAAAAGAAUAAGAUGAUCAUCAAGUCAGGAGGUUUGUGAAGAGAAUCUAAUUUAAAGUUAGUUAUCAUCACAGACAUACUUCAGACAGAGAGACAUAAUAAACUAAAGAACAAAAUACAAUUGUAUAAUCCCAGUAGUGGAAUUCACCUUCAGUCAAAUAAGUUAAUAGUUAAACAAAAGCUUAUAAAUUACGCCGAAUUAUAAUAGUGCUAAAAUCAGACGUUAACUGAACUUAAAAAUUAUGGACUCCUGGACUCUUGUUCGGUAGCACUCUCCGAGAAACUCAAUCCACUUUCGUUGUUUAGAGUUCCGAUAAGCAAAAAGCUGGGAAUAAACUAGCUCUCAAGUAGUUCCUAGUCAACAGUGGUUCUCCAGUUAACUUCAUCUUCUUAUGACAAUAAACCGCAGAAUCAAAUGUUAUUCAUGAAACACUUACACUAAAACUCAACAGAAGUUGUAAAAUAAUUUAUUUCAAUAUAUUAACGGUGGUAAACAUGUAAGUUACAAUGAGAGACCAUGUCUAUUAUUUAAGUGGUAUCCGACACAAACCCGCAGUACUGAAUGAUGCAGUAUUUUUAUCACUAUGAAAACAAAACCAGUGACGUUAGUUUUAUACUCAAUAUAUUUAAAUCGGAGACCUACAUUUUUGCGAUAAAAAUUCUCCAACAGAACUUCAUAGAAAUGUCCUAUAACAUUAUGCUACUUAUAUGUAGAGUACCCUGAAAAACUAUUUUAAUUAUUGGUCUUGUAAAUUGUUUUGCAGGAAAAACCAGAUAUCAUACUUGAUACAAAAAUAACUCCUGUAGUAAGGGAUAAUCCAGUUGAGAAAAACAAACCGUCGCUUGUUCCAGUAGAGAAUCAAUGUUAUAAUAAUUAUUUUGUACGACUGAAUGGAAGUCGUAUUAAUUCAGCUCAACCAACCAUAAAUAAUCCUACUUUUGGUGCGUUUCCAUCUCAUCAAUUUCAUAAGAUACAUCAGCAAAAAUCCCAACAAUCUUACCGUGUACAUUCCGGUAAUCUUUGUAACGGAGGAAUACAUUCAAACCCUUCAAUUAUAAAUCCGACCAAUGGUCAGAUAAUUCAAAAUUUACCAACAAAUCUUGAUACUCAAUCAUUUUAUCAAGAUUGUAACGAUACAAAUUUUACUAGCGUGAAAAGUCAUCAAUCAGUAAAAAAUUCGUCGUUUGAAAGCAUAUGUAAUCCGAUUCACACAUCAUUACGAAUAAGUGAAAAUUGUAGUUUUCUACCUUCAAGAAGUAUUCAAUCUAAUUCAGCAGUAAAAUCAAAAUACAUCUUCACAGACUUGACUAGUAAUAACAAUAGUAAUAAUAUUACCACAAGUAAUUCCCAGAAUAUUUCAAGACAGCAUAGUCAUAAUUCCUCUAGUAAAAAAGUACCUAAUGACUCUGAAAGUAAGUUUUGCCUUUAUAAUCCAAAUAUAUUAUUCAGGCUAAAUAUGGUGAUUGGAGACAAUUGAGUAUAUUAAUCUCAAUAGUCGCUUAAUAUUCUCAGUUGAUUGAAAGUUGGGUAUGUAGAUCACUUUACCCCAACUAAGAGGUAAAUAUAAAUAUUUUUGCUGCCGAACCCCUGAAUGUUUGGUUCGGUUUUGUAUGCGGUGGUGAAAGGGAUUUCCUGAGGAGACCAAAAUUAAGGUGAAAAAGCUAGCCCCAACUUCCUGGUUUUUACAAUGGUUUUUUAGCUGAUAUUAGUCUCUGAGGAAAACUGACGUCAAACAGAUCUCAAAAUCUCUAUAAUUAUAAUAUUCAUCAAUAAAUUAAGCUUUCCCAUUGCAAAUCAUUCACAAAUAUAUGGAUGUUAAAAUUACUACUUGAGAUGUAAAUCAACUUGAAGGAAGUUAAUGCACACAAAAUUUCCUGACCAGUAGGAUUUUUUUAAGAACCCACAUCAAAAUCACAUUGACAAAAGAAAAACAAGUCAUUCGAUAACUAUAUUUGACAAAACGUUAAUACUAUAUACCAGCAAAUUGCAACAGCCAAUUAUUAUGGAUUUAUUACAAAAAAAAUAAAACGAGUAAAGCAUAUAAUAAUAAAUAUGUUUUUGUUAGAUACCAAUGAGUAGAAAAAUUGUAUUUCUGACGUUUUGUGACUUAAUGUAAGCCACUUCCGCAGAGUAAAUAAAUAAUCGACAUUAAAUUAACAAGUUCAAAUAGUACUAUUUACUUAGAUUUAAAAAGCACAGAUAUGACACUAGAUUAUAUAUGCUUGUUGUUAAUAAGUACAUAGAUCUACUAUUUAUUUUAACGGAUUUCAACGAUUAUUCAUUUAGAUUAACUACAGAUGAAAAAUAUAAUUGUUGAUUCACAUAUUUACAUUGUAACAGGUGUUAAAACAGCGGAAAAAUAUAAAACCCCACUACCUACACUGGUCAAUCCUCGCGUGAACACAUCCCAUAACAGCCAUAAUCCGCAGUUAAUAAUCAAUGGUUUAAUGCCAGUUGUCACGUCGGCAAAAUUAAAUCGAGUUGCUAAGAGAAGUUCAAACCAAGAAUAUUACCGAACAGUUUUAAACGAAUAAUGUGUAUUUACAUAGAAAAAUUUAGGAUAAUUGCUCAAAUAUUGAAAGUUUAUGCUGUAAUUAGAUUCAUUUAACGAUAAAUCAGUAUAAAUGUAAAUAAGAAUAGUUUCCAAUUCAUUAAAAUAAGCAACAAAAAAUAAAUUUCUGCAAUCACAAUACACAAAAAUGGUCAAGACAAAUCAGUAAACAAAUGUGUCUCUUAUUUCUGUCAAUACGUUCUUCCCUGUGAAUAUUUUCUUUGUAAUCAAAAUGAUUUCAAAUUACUUUCAGUUAAAUCAAAUUCAGUUUCAGCUUGAUGGAUUUUAUUUAAACAAUCAAACAAUAUUGUUAAACCUUUUUACACAUGCUAGUGUUGGCCACACUACUUUUGUUUGUCAUACAAUAUAAACUUAAAAAUGUAAUUUCAAACGCAGGAAUUGAUUUUCUUUGUUCAUUCGAAUCACUACCAACUUACUAAAUGACUUUCACAAUUGCAAUUUAUUCUUUGGUGAAUAAGGCUGGGUGCUUGAAAAAAAGAUUCAUACUGUGCUCAGGAAUCAAAUCUCUAUACACGGUCGAUACUUAGUAGUUAAAUUACUGAAGACAGUAAAUCAAUUUUGAUUUUUUAUCAAAUUGUUGACUUAGUUUAUUUGUAAUCUCAGACGUAAAUACCUAUUUUAAACUAAUCUAUAUACCAUUCAUACAGAAUUA